GGCGCGCGGAGCCGGGGGCACCGCGCGCGGGCGGGGGGCGGGCGGGCGCGGCCCCCCAUGGUGCGGCAUGUCGAAGACGCUGCGGAGGAAGCGGCACUGGCUGAGCAAGGUGCAGGAGUGCGCCGUGUCCUGGGGGCCGCCGCAGCCCGGCGGGGCGCCUGACCCCGACCUGCUGCGGGGCGGCGCCGAGCUCGGCGAGUUCCCCUACCUGGGGGGCCGCCUGCUGCUGGGCGAGCUCGGCGGGCCCGGCCCGGUGCUGCUCUCCGGCAAGCCCCCCAGCCCCGGCGACGUGCUGCUGGAGGUGAACGGCACCCCCGUGAGCGGCCUCACCCACCGCGACACCCUGGCCGUCAUCCGCCACUUCAGGGAGCCCGUGCGCCUCAAGACCGUGCGCCCAGGAAAAGUGAUCAACAAAGACUUGCGUCACUACCUGAGCCUGCAGUUCCAGAAAGGCUCAAUAGACCAUAAACUCCAACAAGUGAUCAGAGACAAUCUUUACCUGAGAACCAUCCCAUGCACUACAAGGGCUCCCAGGGAUGGAGAGGUCCCAGGGGUGGACUAUAAUUUCAUUCCUGUUGAACAGUUUAAAGCGUUGGAAGAAAGUGGAGCCUUGCUAGAAAGUGGAACAUAUGAUGGUAAUUUCUAUGGUACCCCAAAGCCUCCAGCAGAGCCCAGUCCCUUUCAGCCAGACCCAGUGGAUCAGGUUCUUUUUGACAAUGAUUUUGAUGCAGAAUCCCAGAGAAAAAGAACCACUUCGGUCAGCAAGAUGCAAAGAAUGGAUAGCUCUCUCCCUGAGGAGGAAGAGGAGGAAGAGAAGGAAGCAGUUAAUGGCAGUGGAGGUGCAGAAAACAAAGAGAGACAUUCAGAUUCUUCUGACUGGAUGAAGCCUGUUCCUAGUUACAACCAGACAAGCAGCUCCAUGGAUUUCAGAAAUUACUUGUCAAGAGAUGAGAGCCUAGAGCCUCUACCCAAGAACUGGGAGAUGGCCUACACAGACACAGGCAUGGUCUACUUCAUAGAUCACAACACCAAGACAACUACUUGGCUUGAUCCUCGGCUCUGUAAGAAAGCCAAAGCUCCUGAAGACUGUGAGGAUGGAGAACUUCCUUAUGGCUGGGAGAAAAUAGAAGACCCUCAGUAUGGAACAUACUACGUCGAUCACAUUAACCAGAAAACCCAGUUUGAAAAUCCAGUAUUGGAAGCCAAGAGAAAAAAACAGCUAGGACAGACUGAUGUUGGCCCUUCAAAACCAGGUGCAGAACCAGAGAAGUCACUCUUCACCAGAGAUCCAACCCAACUUACAGGAGCCCUCUUACGGACAUCAUUGAAGAAAAGCACUAUGGGAUUUGGUUUCACAAUCAUUGGUGGAGACAGACCUGAUGAGUUCCUCCAGGUGAAGAAUGUGCUGAAAGACGGACCUGCUGCGCAGGAUGGGAAAAUCGCACCAGGUGAUGUCAUUGUAGACAUAAAUGGCAGCUGUGUCCUUGGCCAUACCCAUGCAGAUGUUGUUCAGAUGUUUCAGCUAGUUCCUGUCAACCAGUAUGUGAAUAUGACUUUGUGUCGCGGUUACCCGCUUCCUGACGACAACGAAGAUCCUGCUGUAGACAUCGUUACAGCUACACCCAUCAUCAAUGGCCAGCCAAUGACCAAGGGAGAUAUCUGCAUAACCAGCCAAGAUUUAAUACCUGGAACAGUCAUUUUAGACCAAAAUGGGAAACCGGGUCACAUUUUGGUUAAUGGUCGCCUGAACAGCCCUUCCAUGGACCCAAAGGAACAGAGGAUAUCCGUAUCCACUCCAGGAGGCUCCCAGCCAGAACUAAUCACUAUUCCUCUGGUCAAGGGCCCUAAAGGAUUUGGGUUUGCAAUUGCAGACAGCCCUACAGGGCAAAAAGUGAAGAUGAUUUUAGACAGCCAGUGGUGCCCUGGCCUUCAGAAGGGGGAUGUAAUCCAAGAGAUUUACCAUCAGAAUGUGCAGAACUUGACACAUCUGCAGGUGGUGGAGGUGCUGAAGCAGUUUCCAGUGGGAGCCAAUGUCCCACUUCUUAUCUUAAGGGGAGGUCCUCCUUCACCUGCUAAAACUGCCAAAGUGAAAACAGAUAAGCAAGAGAAUUCAGGAAGCUUAGAAGCUAUCAGUGAUUCCAUUCCACAGCCUAUGCCAUUCCCACCUGCUGCUGUGAGGUCAGGCUCUCCAAAACUCGACCCUUCAGAAGUCUAUCUGAAGUCUAAGACAGUAUUUGAAGACAAGCCUCCAAACACAAAAGAUUUGGAUGUUUUCCUGCGAAAACAGGAGUCGGGGUUUGGCUUCCGUGUGCUCGGAGGGGAUGGACCGGACCAGUCAAUAUAUAUUGGGGCCAUCAUCCCACUGGGAGCAGCAGAGAAAGACGGCCGACUCCGAGCUGCCGAUGAGCUAAUGUGCAUUGACGGCAUCUCUGUCAAAGGGAAAUCACACAAACAGGUCCUGGACUUAAUGACCAGUGCUGCGCGGAAUGGCCAGGUGCUGCUCACUGUCCGGAGGAAGAUCAUCUUUGGCGUCGAGAAACAGCCAGAAGAGGAGGAGUCGCAGCUGCCCAUUUCCACUCAAAAUGGAUCUCCCCGGCUGAACCGGGUAGAGGUCACAAGCAGACAGUCCCCAGAGGCCUAUGAUGUCCUGCUACAGCGGAAAGAGAAUGAAGGAUUUGGGUUUGUCAUCCUCACCACAAAAAGCAAACCUCCUCCUGGCGUGAUUCCCCACAAGAUCGGGCGUGUUAUUGAAGGGAGCCCAGCUGAUCAGUGUGGGAAGCUGAAAGUGGGAGACCGUAUCUCAGCUGUGAAUGGGCAGUCAAUCAUAGAGCUCUCCCAUGACAGUAUAGUGCAGCUGAUUAAAGAUGCAGGCCACAUGGUUACCCUGACUGUUGUUGCUGAGGAAGAACACCGUGGCCCCCCUUCAGGAACCAACUCUGCCAAACAAAGUCCAGCCCCACAGCACAGACCUAUGGGAACAACACAAGCCAACUCUGCAACAGCAGACAGGGGAGUCACAGAAGAUGAAGCUGGAAGAGAACUUUCCAACAGUUACAGGCUUCCCUGGCCUGAGCACAAGCACUUGCCCCAGCCUGAUGGCGGUGUUCUCUCCAUUGUAGGCAGCCGUCAUUCUCAGAGUCUUGGCUGUUCUCCAGUAGAACUGGAACGAGGCCCUCGCGGUUUUGGAUUCAGUCUUCGCGGAGGAAAGGAGUACAACAUGGGCUUAUUCAUCCUUCGACUUGCUGAGGAUGGGCCUGCCAUCAAGGAUGGAAGAAUUCACGUUGGUGACCAGAUUGUUGAAAUCAAUGGCGAACCCACCCAAGGUAUCACUCAUACACGAGCCAUCGAGCUGAUUCAAGCAGGAGGAAAUAAAGUUGUUCUUCUUCUGAGACCAGGGACUGGCUUGAUACCAGAUCAUGGUGAUCAAGAUAGUUUUAAUCCAUCAUCCUCAAAUAUAAUAUAUGAUGAACAGCCACCAUUACCCACCUCUGCAGUAUGUGAUUUACCAGUACUGGAAGACGCUUUAGCGAAUGUUCACAUAUCUGAGAAACUGGAAGAAGCUAAAAACACUGUGCCUGAAAAGAAAAGCACUUUAACUGAAAACCAGUCUAAACCGAAACAUAUGUCUUCUACCCAGGAGCAUAUGAAGAGAUGGGACCAGCCUACCAGUCUAGAUUUAGUAACUGAUGACGACAUUAGAAGAGAGAGAGCAGAGAGUCCAAAAAAAUUGGGCACAUCUGGGGAAUUGCAGCAAGCAGGGCUCCACAGUCCAAGAAAAAGUGAGACACAAAACACACACAGCAAUCUCUUAGACCAGUGUGAGCAACCCAGGAGAGGUGAGAAUACACACACACAAAUCAAUUUAAAAGAAACUUCCAGAGGAAACAGAGGCAGAUCUGCCAGUCCCCAAAAGCAUCCCAAAAAAGAAGAAAGUGCGGACAAGUCAGACAAGUUACUAGACUCUCAAGAUAAAAUAGCUGGUGGUGAUGGUGAUGUUGAGACUAAUGAAAAAUCAGGAGUAACACAGCAAGACAGAAAGCAGAACAUUGCUGGAAAGAAGAAGAAGAAGAGGUCUCAAGAGAGAAAAAACCCAAGAGCAGAUGAAAAGACUCUUCCAUUAAAUAAGGCUAAUGAGCCUAGGAAAAGAGUAGAUGAAGAUGAAAAAGCCAAUACUGGAGAGCCAACUUCUAGCGACUUCAAAACUGCAAGUCUUUCUGAUGUUUCACAGCUUUCCAAGGGAAAAAAAGGUAGGCUCCAAACACAAGAUCCAGUUAUUCUGAACAAAGACCACACAGAAAAAGGCUUGGAGCCAACUGAUGAAACCAAAGAUGAUGGAAUUUCAAAACCUGAAUGCAGCUUUCCAGUUAAGAAAGCACCAAUAACUCCUGGACCUUGGAAGGUACCAAGUGCAAGUAAAGUCACAAAAGCAACAGGUGUCACUGAAAAACGGGUUUGACUGAAACAUUUUUAGAACAUGUUUUAAUCAGGUUUCUAAUAUGGUCAAUUAAAAGCAUCUUUUUUCCACAAAGUUGUCAUUUUUCAGAAACUAACUCCAGGGGCUGGAAAGUACAUUUGAUUUGUUCUUAAAUUAACUAAGCUGCAUGAAGGAGCUCUUCCAUAAGCUGCUGUCCCCUCAUCCUUUGAAGGCAGUGUCCUGCUGCUCUCUCAACAUUGCACUGCUAAGGCUUUCUCAGAUAGUAUUGUGAGUUUCUGAACAAACUUUAAUGCCUAUAUUGCCAAUGUGAUCAUGACUCACUUCUUGUGCCAAGUUAUCUACUGUAGCCAAUCAAUUUAAUCCUCCUGGUAGGUUUUCCCCAGACUCAAAGCCAAGAUUUUGUUUGAAAAUAGCUAUUUUCUCAAAGGCAUGUCGCAUGUUUAUAUAGGGGAAUAAUUAAGAGUUCUCACAACUUCAGUAAGGUGAGUGUGCUGGUUCUAUCAACUCUAGGGCAGCAAAUGAGCCACUGAUGCUGCCCCACUGGAUUCUUUUUCUUAAAGUUCCUAAUAGCCCAUGUGAAAUUUAAAAGGAUAAUUGCAUUUUGGUGUGAUCUAUGGGGUUAGUUUUGCUUUCUAGGAGCAAAACAAAUUUGCUUAAUUCAUUUAAGGUAAUUAUAGUAACUAUCUGCAAAACAUGUAUUGCAAAUAUCAUUUUGAAGACUAAGUGGUGAAAUCCUGGCCCUGUUAAGUUACUGGCAAAAACACCCAUUGGCUUCAGUGGGGCCAUGAUUUUAUCUUGUCAGUUCUUUGGAAAUAAGGAAUGGAUGUGGUGCUGUGCUUUCAACCUCCCUCUGGUACUGUAUGUCAGAGCACCACAUACGGUAUGUUUUAAAAAUACUUGGAAAUGUCCCAUCUUUACCUGUAAAACUAAAAAUUGAUAUGUAAAAGCAGUAUUUGAAACAGAAAAUCCUGCUGUUGCAAACUCAGACAGAACCAACCACCACCAACAGCUUCUUAAAAAAAGUCCCUCUUACCUGUGCCUACUAUUCGAAAUCUCCUGUUUUAUUUGUGUGUAAUUGCUUUUGGUUGAGUGAGAAAUAGUUGACAUACAGGGUACAUGAGACUUAAUAUCUAUUGUUUGGGCUUCAAUAUGUAUUUAAAUAACAUUGAGGAAUGUUAAGAUAUUUUUAUAUCAGUUAACUGUAGGACUAGCAGUCUGCAGAAAUUUCAUGGUUUGAUUUACUCAAUAGCAUUAAUGGAUUUGAUUUCCUGACCUGUGCUAGGUUUUCAGUGACUGCAAAUAAAAAAAACACUAAAAGGGGCUGGGCCAGUUCACAAAAGCAGAGGAAAAAGGUAAGGAAAGUCAAGAUCAGUUGCUGUACCCUUGUGUUAAACUAAUCUGACUUGCUCAUUAAAAAUAUAAUUGAACUGCUGCUAAGUUGAUUAGCCUCCCAAAGCUUAAAAAAAUCAGUUUUGACUGGAAGCUAGAAACUUUUGAAAUAGACAACUACUCAGCAGUAGGCUUAAAUGAACAGUGCUUUAAAAUCUGUUUAUUUUACAACAUCUGAACUGUCCUCUGCUGCUUCACAUUUUAUGAAUCCAUCAAUUUGCUGUAGCAUAAAGUGUACAAAUCCUCAAUAUUGUAGAGUUUGACUGUGAAAGUAUGAGUUAGCCUAUGUAGAUAUUAAUCCUGUAUUCUUGGUUGAUAAACCUGUGGGAUCCUCUUAAGUUGU
This is a messenger RNA of Caretta caretta (loggerhead turtle), 6167 nucleotides long. It is a transcript of the gene MAGI3, whose product is annotated as membrane associated guanylate kinase, WW and PDZ domain containing 3. Gene Ontology annotation, cellular component: cell-cell junction; cytoplasm. Gene Ontology annotation, molecular function: protein binding. NCBI's taxonomy places the organism in Eukaryota, Metazoa, Chordata, Testudines, Cheloniidae. Gene Ontology annotation, biological process: signal transduction. The record is from RefSeq and is a predicted model, not a curated record.